This is a messenger RNA of Lactuca sativa (garden lettuce), 2828 nucleotides long. RefSeq names its product Ubiquitin carboxyl-terminal hydrolase family protein. Gene Ontology annotation, molecular function: RNA binding. The record is from RefSeq and is a predicted model, not a curated record. NCBI's taxonomy places the organism in Eukaryota, Viridiplantae, Streptophyta, Magnoliopsida, Asterales, Asteraceae.
CUCAAAUGUGAUUUCCGAUCUCAGAUUUGCAAUCUCUUCCUGUCUAUUUCCGAUUUCCAUUUGAUUUCCGAUCUAUGAUGUUACAUUUGAUUUCCGAUUUCCGAUUUCCAUUUGAUUUCCGAUUUCUGAAAUUGAUAUUAUGUAAUUGAUUUGCUGUGAAAAUGAUGUGCUGUGAAAUAAUUGAUAUGCUGUGAAAUUGAUUUGUGUUUUCUGUGGAAGUCAUCCUGGUCAUCGAGAAGUCUUUAGCGUUGCUGCUACUGAAUUGGGAGAUGAAAUGUUUGAUUGGUUUGCUUUUAUUAUCUUUAUUGUGAUUCUUUUUGUUGCUGACUUUUUAAUUUUGGAUGCAUGUCUGUUCUUGGUGGCGCAUCAUCUUUUGAUUAAAAGACUCAGAAUUUGAUUUUUAGUUAUCAAACUGGUGUUUGAAUAUAUGACUGUUCUUGGUGGUGCACCAUCUGUUUGAUGAAAAGAUUCUUAGAAUUCGGUUUCUUGAUAUGAAAUCGGUGUUCAAUUCUUGCACCAUCUUUUUAAGUCUUCCCUUUUCUGAUCGAACCUUCUGAUUAUUUAGUUUCUUUAUGUAAUUAGAUGUGAUUUGAAUGCGAUAUGCGACUGUCAUGAAAUUUUCCUUGAAAAAUGAAUUAACAGUUAAUGGAUUAUAUUUGUGAACUUGUUGAAAAAUGAAUUAACAGUUAAUGAAAUUGAUGAAAUAUGAAGCUGAUGAAAUAUGUAAACAUGCCUUUUUUUGUCAUUUUACAUAUAAAAGUUAAACCAAACACUUUAACUUUUGACUUUUCUCUUCAAAAGCUAAUCCAAACACAUUUUAAAAAAUAAUUUUUCCAAAAAGUCCUUUUACAAAAAGGACUUUUGCCCCACAAAAGCUAAGCCAAACACCCUCUUAAUAUAUAACUAUAUAUAUACAUAUAAUAUGAUGUUUAGGUUUGUUUCUUUCAUUUUCCUUUAGUCUUCGGAGGCUCUUUGUAUUCAGUUCUUGAUGCUUCUGGCUUGCCACUUCGUUUCUUCGUCUUCAUCACACCCUCCUAGCGAUCUUCGACUAUCGUGCCUAUCUCUAGCAGUUGAACGACCCUGUUAACCAUCGUGCUUCUCGCGUCUCGCCGUCACCCUCUGCCGCUUGCUUUAGUCCGUUGGUCGUCGUCCUCCUACCGACGACCUAAUUUCGGAUCCAAUACUUCAUAUCCGGCAUUUCUUGAUCGUUUCUGCAGUAACUAACUUGUUUGUGAAUCUCAUUGGCAUUUCGUUCUUCAGGAGCUAUGCUCGUGUUAGUCUUGUUUAUAGAAAUAUGAAAGCAUGCACUGUUGACUCUAAUUUCUUGGAGCUGGAAUUUGAGAUGUAGUUUGGUCUCGUGAUCAGUGUUUCAUCAGGUGAUAACGACUAUGUUCGUCUUUGACAAGUAGCAUUGUCAAUGGCGUUUUGGCGUCUGUUCUCCACCGCCACCAAAAACAAGCAACUGCCGCUGAAAAACUCCGCCGUCGCUAGCCCUAACCCUAGUCUAUGUUCUAUCUCCACCUUCAUCACACGGUCUUACUCGACUUCAUUUCUUAUCACCAAAACCCCCAAAUCUCAGAAGAAAAAACGCAAAAAGGAAGAAUCCGCGAGAACCAAACACGUCCAGCACGAAUCCGAACGUAUUCCUCACUUCGAGAAGAUCCUCAAUCGAGACAAUCACUUCCGCUUUGUCACCAAAACCAAGGAUUACCUCUUGAAACAACCACAACAAGUCCUCCGCCUAGAUGAUGCCGGAAAACUCUACCGUGAGCUAGGGUUUCCUCGCGGCCGUAAAGUUCUAAAAUUCCUCCAGCGCCACCCUCUCAUUUUCCAAACCUACCGCCACUCCAAUGACAAAAUCUGGUUCGGAUUCACAGAUUUCAUGGAGACAUUUCUGGAAGAAGAGAAGAUGAUUAUGGAUGAAAUGGAACAUGAUCGGAUCAAUACUGUUAGAAAGCUGCUAAUGAUGUCUGCAAAUAAACGAAUUCCUCUAAGCAAGAUCUAUCACUGUAGAUCAUUAUUUGGGAUCCCAGAAGAUUUCAGAGAUCGUGUGAGAAAAUAUCCAGAGUAUUUCAACACCAUUGUUGAAGAAGAUGGAAAGAGAAUUCUCGAGCUUGUGAACUGGGAUCCAAAACUCGCCAUCAGCUCAUUGGAACAACAGUUCAUGGUUGAUGAAGAUCGAACCAAGAAAGCUUUUCAAUUCAAGAUAAAACACGGAAAAUCAUUGAAUUUAGACGAACAUGAUGAACGGAAAUUGAAUCUGUUAAAUACUCUUCCUCUCGUUUCACCUUAUUCAGAUGGGGCGAGCUUGGAUCUUUGGACUUUGGAGGCUGAGAAGUAUCGGGUAGGUGUUCUUCAUGAGUUCUUGAGCUUGACAUUGGAGAAAAGAGCAUCAAUUCACCACAUUGUUGAGUUUAAAGAGGAAUUAAGUCUUACUAAGCAUACUUAUGCAAUGCUGUUGAAGCAGCCAAGGAGCUUUUAUUUGGCAGGAACUGAGAUGAAUUGGGUUGUGUUCUUGAAGGAUGCUUAUGGGGAAGAUGGGGUCCUAAUUCAUAAAGAUCCACAGGUUUUGUUUAAUGAGAAGUUCUGUGAGUUUGCAGACAAACAAGAACUGGAAAUUGAGUAGCUUGCGAAUGAGCCCUUGAAUACAACUUAACAUUGCUAUUAAAUUCAAAACAAUUAUGAUCCAUUUAUAUGGUUUAUGAACAGGCAAAAUAGAUUUGUGCAUUCACUAUAUUAUAGACUUAGCAACGUAACAUGUAACUAUUUACUGUAGUGAUUAAACUGUUAUAUUUUUUUGACUGUUGAAAAAAAAACACUUCUUUCUA